This is a messenger RNA of Oryza sativa Japonica Group (Japanese rice), 1840 nucleotides long. Its product is annotated as tyrosine--tRNA ligase 1, cytoplasmic. Gene Ontology annotation, molecular function: ATP binding; tyrosine-tRNA ligase activity. Gene Ontology annotation, biological process: tyrosyl-tRNA aminoacylation. Gene Ontology annotation, cellular component: cytoplasm. The record is from RefSeq and is a predicted model, not a curated record. Lineage: Eukaryota; Viridiplantae; Streptophyta; Magnoliopsida; Poales; Poaceae.
CAUUUUAUUUUAUUAUAUCUAGAAAAACAGAAAAAGAAUAUAAGGGGGAAGACUUGGGCCGCCGCUAACCCUAACCCCUGGCGACGGCGGCCGAUCGUCGUCGACGAAGUCAGGCGCGGAGGCUGCGACCGGAUUAGCCGGUCGCCCCUGGAUUUGGAGCUCCCGUGUCCGUGUGGGGGCAAUGCUAGCGCGGGCGUUUGGCCUCGUGGGCAAAACAUGGAAGCGAACGCCGACUAUGUCCGUCGAGGCUUCCGCCUCGCCGCGCCGCCGCUCCCAGAUGCCACAGCAGCAGCUUUGUCAUCUCCACGGCAGCACGCCGUCACAACGGCAAAAGUUCCCCGAAGAACAGCUCCCGGGGGAUACUGUUGAGGGGAGUUUUGACCUGAGGUUUGCAGCACUGAAGAGCAUUGGGGAGGAUCGGGUCAACGAUCGUGAGCUUAAGUUACUGCUAAAGAAGAAACAUGCCCCCAUUUGUUAUGUUUGGUGUGAUCCAUGCCCCUGGAUGCACAUUUCUCAGGGGAUCAUGAAGACACUCAAUAUUAAUAAAAUGGUUGAAUCUGGUUUCAAAGUUAAAAUCUUAAUGGCAGACUGGUUUUCCCAGAUGAACAGUGAGAUUAGUGGCAAUCUAAAUAAGAUGCGGACUGUUGGCAGGUACAAUAUUGAGAUGUGGAAAGCAACUGGCAUGGCUCUUGAUAAAGUAGAUCUAGUCUGGUUGUCAGAUGAAAUACGUCAACAUGGUGAUGAGUACUGGCCAAUUGUCAUGGAUAUUGCAAGGACAAACAGUGUGCGUAGAAUAAAAAGUACAUGCAGGUCCUCUUAUUACUGUUUACCUAGCAGAUUUUGUGGGAGUAGAAAUUCUUAUGCGAUUGGAAAAUUAAAUGUUGAUGAGAUUUUUUACAUUUGCUUGCAGUGUGCUAGCAUAUUAUUUCAGAAGGCAGACAUAUGGCUGUUGGGAAUGGAACAGCAUGAUGCCAACUUAUUAGCUAGACAAUAUUAUAAGCAUUUCAAAAAGAAGAAUAAGGCAAUUGCUGUUUUGGACAAUAUGCUUCCUAAUUUAUUACAAUACCCUCAAAUGGAGAACAGGAGGCAUCCAGCUUGGGCUAUCUUCAUGGAAGAUGAUAAGGAGGAUAUAUGUUUUAAAAUGGAAAAAGCUUUCUGCCCUCCAAAACUAGCAGAAGGCAAUCCAUGUUUGGAGUACAUAAAAUAUAUCAUCUUGCCUUGGUUUGGAAUGUUUGAGGUGGUCCAGAAGAAAGGGAAUGGUGGCAAAAAGACUUUUCUGAGCAUGGAGGAACUUACAGCUGAUUAUGAAAGUGGCGCUCUGCAUCCUGCUGAUGUGAAGCUGGCCCUUGAAAAGUCAUUGAACGAGAUAUUGCAGCCUGUUCGUGAUCACUUUGGAAGGAAUGGUGAAGCAAAGGAUCUAGUGGAAGCUAUCGGGGAAUGCUACGGUGCUGACUGAUAUUACAUGUUCACUCUUGGACUUAGGAGUAGUGUUCUUAUCUUUGGCCAUGUAAUGAACAAAUCAAUCCCUAUCUAUGAGCAGUCUUAGAGGUUCCUUUUGUGCCACAAGGUCAUCAGUUCAGUGCUUGCUCUUUCCUCGUGGGUGUGUUAGAAGGGUGUCUUUUUUUUUCCUCAUCACAACCUUGUUUCUUGUAUUUUUUACCUGCUAUAUGAAUAUGAAACCUCCCGCUGUCUCGUGCGGUUAGUUCCCAAAAAAACAAGGUCAUCAGUUAGCGACAUCCUGAUAUUUUAGAGUUUUAGAAACAAUGUAUAGUGACAGUUUCUACUCUAUGCGUCCACUCGAUCUAAUAGUGAAUUCGGAUGAUAAAUUGCUGGCAUCAAA